Xyrauchen texanus (razorback sucker) is the source of this 2394-nucleotide messenger RNA. Its product is annotated as coiled-coil domain-containing protein 28B-like. The record is from RefSeq and is a predicted model, not a curated record. The transcript is spliced from 6 exons. NCBI's taxonomy places the organism in Eukaryota, Metazoa, Chordata, Actinopteri, Cypriniformes, Catostomidae. The coding region runs from base 172 to 813 and encodes 213 amino acids.
UAGGAUAGCUCACAAUGGAAACAGCACGCACCUGAUAUCGGCGUUUUAAGACACACCGUGUAUAAAUUCUAUAUUACUGGAAUGGAAAACCCAACACAAGCGCAUUGAAUUUGCAUUGGAAAGCUCAGACAGCUUCACAUUUAUCCACCAGCCGAAAGUGCCACUGCACUAAUGGAGGACAAGAGGAAGAAAAGGAGUCCCAAAGUGUCCCUUCCCCAGCCCCCUCCUCCACCGAUCAACCCACGGAGGCUCUCUGUUCUCCCGGCGAGUAAGAGUGCCACAUUCUCGCUGGGUCUGCUGCAGCCUCCCUCCCCCAAACCCAGGGGCAACUACAAGAGAUCGGUGGGGGCAAUGGGUCCAUCUAAAGAAGCACUUGCUGUUCCCAUGGUUCCCCCGAAAAACACAAGGCCUCACAGAGAGAAACCCAGAGCACCUCAGCCUGCUGGGCCCAGCUGUGUGUCCCAGUCCUCCUCACCCCUCCAGCACUCAUUCCUCACAGACGUCUCUGAUGUGAGAGAGAUGGAAGGAGGACUCCUCAGCCUGCUCAACGAUUUUCACUCAGGAAAACUGCAGGCUUUUGGAAAGGUGUGCUCAUUUGAACAGCUGGAGCAUGUGAGGGAGAUGCAGGAACGUCUUGCCCGACUGCACUUCAGUCUGGACAGUCACGUGGAGGAGCUGUCCGAGGACCAGAGAAAAACUGCAUCAGAUCGCAAUCUGGAACACCUGCUCUCUAAUCUGGAGGAACUGAGCAGCUCGAUACAGAAACUCCACCUAGCAGAAAAUCAAGAUUUGCCCAAGACCUCCAACACCUGAGUGGAAAGCCAAACCUAGCUGACCAUCAAAUCACUGUGCAGCCCAAAACCCAAGUUGCCAUGGCUACAACUAAACUGCAAGAGCUAAAAUCAUUGGCAUCAUAGUGAUCAUAAACGAUGCUAUAUAACGACAGCAGCAUCAAAGCACAUCCACCUUCUGAAUGGAAUGAAAUGUCAUUUAUUUUCUUUCAGAUGAUCCUGAUCUUAGCAUUUAAAUAGGAAAACUAAGGUUACAUAGAUUUUUUUUUUUCAAUAGGCCCUGACAGCUAAACGGGGCCCCUUUUUUCUUGCAGCCUAUGUUUGUUUGGACAGAUAGUAAUUGUAGUUCAGUUAAGAAUGAGCUAAUUUCAAAGGUUCUUUUAGCACUGGUAAAAGUUGGCUCAGCUAAACAGAACUUAAUCGAUUCUAUAAUUCUUUGAUCCUCGCUGACAGAAGUGAGUGAGACGACAUUUACAUUAUCAUUAAAUAAGCACAUAAAUGAUUGAGUUUUAUUUUAUAGUUGUUCAUUAGUGGUCUCUGGAAUGAUGUUGUAAAUGGCUGUGGAGCAGCUGUAAACUCACUCAGGACUGCUUUAGACCGUUGAUCUUAGUGCCUCUUCUCAGUAUGUACAUUACAUUGAUUUUUUUACAUUAAACUCUCCAUGGGACCCUCCAAAUGAUGGACCUGGGCCUUUUUGUAGAUGUUUGUAUUUGGAAUAGACUUACAUUUAUUUAAAACAACAUGUUAUAUACCUUGUUUGUAAACUAGUUAGUUUUAACUAGCUAUUUAAUGUUGUUCAAGGAACAGUCUGAUAGAAGUUAUUUGUUUAUUCUUGAUUAUGCUAAAGACAAUGUACAGUAUUUGUGUAUAUAAAGAAUAAUGAAAGCAUGUCAUGCAUUUCCGUUUCAAAAAUGAAUACUAGAUCGUUGAUUGCAUGGGGAAUCCUGGAACUGGAGACAAUUUGAUUCUAGAACUCCUCUGAGCACAAGUUUGUAUUUAAUAAUAUAUAAAAUGCCCCAAAGCUCAAUAAAUCAAGGCAUCCCUGCAGUCUAAAAUAGGUCAAGGUAGUUCUGACAGUCUUCAGUGGUGCAUGUACAACAGCUAAAAAUGACUGCUGUGACAGACACAAACAGGAUUGUAUUGUACAUUAUACAUACAUAGUACAACCUCACUUAUUUCACUAUGACUACCAGUCAUUUUUUUUGUCAUUUUACAAAUGCUUCAGUGAUAUAACUUCAGCACAGCAUAUGGACAGGUUUAAGUAAGAGCAAAAGAUCUGCACAAGUUUGAAGUUAAUCUUUCAUCAUUCAGUAAUUCCUCUGCAGCUGACCUCCGCUAUGCCUACCUCCAAAUCUCACAGUAGAGAUUCAGAACUGCUGCCUUGAGGGCAGGUCUGUGUUUUAAUUAAUAUUAAACAGGGAUGGAUGCAGACCAGGGUCUGGUCCUGGAUCAGCAUUUCCAGGCUGUUCCCUCUUUCGUCAUUGCCUGAGUCUGAAGCAUUACAAAAACUUGCAUUUGUAGUCUUGUGGACUUUGAUUAUUUUAAUAAAGAAAAAAUUAUGUGUGCUUUUUUUUUUUUUUUUUGUCCAUGUCUCUUUUUGUUU